AAACUCAAAACUCAAAAGAGACCUAAAGAUUUGCCGGGUCUUUUGCGUUAUCUUUUGGCUAAGCAUGAAAAGGCAUUGCAGCUGUCCACGAUGGAGACCACCAUACCUGGCAUUACUGGGGUAUCCGAACCAUCCAGCUCUCAGACAGACUUCCCGACUUCUCAGCCAACCAGUGUCUCCUAUUCUGGGAACACUUCUCCAGUUUCCUCUCAGUCAUAUGAAAUCACUCCAAUUUCAGCCACCACACCACCGAGGAGAGUCAGAGUGGACUUCAAGCAGAGGUCGCGUCCUCCGGUUACUAGCAUGAAUAAAGCUGUGACUCUCACACUUGUGGUUAUGUGCACAGUGACAGGAGUUUCUGGAUUGGUGGUUGCAGCCAUAUGCUGGUACAGGCUUCAGAAAGAAGUACGUUUGGCUCAAAAGAUGGCAUACACCGAAACUCGGGGGAACCAGUACCGAUACCAUCAACCCAGCGCAUAUAUGGAUUCCAGGCUAGCACAGUCUUGUCAAGUUCAUCACUAUCAGCAUCGGAAGAAACUUCUUACUGGCGAGGAGAGACAAUCCUCCAAAACAAUGGAGCAGAACCCUACAGAAUCAGAGAGUGAAAGUGGAGACUACACGGUAUAUGAAUGUCCUGGAUUGGCCCCGAGUGGAGAAAUGGAGAUCCACAACCCUCUCUUCGACACCUCCACCCUCCACCGAUGUCCCCCCUAAUUUCCCUCCUGUUUGUCUUCCUUCCUUCGUCUUAUCUUGUCAUCUGCUGGAUCCAUGUAGGAAAGAUUCAAAUGUACAAACACCUCCCAAGGUGCCGCCUGUCCGUCCUCUUCCUUUGAAGGAAGAUCAUAUCCAUCCCACCUAUUCCUAUAUCCUCUUGUGCUACUACUAGGGGAAUGCUUUCAGGCUUUUAGGAGAUUUUCUAUCAUAGCUUUGUUUCAGUUGAAGGUCUUCUGACAAUGGAUUUUUAUCCUGGAAGUUCCUAUGAUCGUUUGGAGACCUUGAGACAAGCUCUCCUGAUGCCAUCAACUCUUGAACUGGGAGGGUUUAUUAUUGUAUCCAAUCUAGCUGUGGAGAUAUAAGGAGCAGAAGACUUCAUUUGUCAUGUACAAAAAGAGAAUGGAGAGGCACGCUUAGAGAUCUAAGAUUGACCCAAAGCAUUUUGCUCAUCAGUGGUGUCCACUCUUUCCUGGACGAUAUAUAUAUGUAUAUGCAUAUGUGUAUGUGUAUAUGCUGGUCUUGUUGUAUUCGGGUCUUUUCCCGUGUAAG
Messenger RNA from Thamnophis sirtalis, 1263 nucleotides. The record is from RefSeq and is a predicted model, not a curated record. NCBI's taxonomy places the organism in Eukaryota, Metazoa, Chordata, Lepidosauria, Squamata, Natricidae.